AAUUUAGGAGGUUGCUCAGCCCGCGUAUUUUCCAUGCUACAUACAUGCAUAGAAGUUUGUUUUUGAAAACUUAUUUAAAUAAAAGAAAACAUUUUCGGGAGUAUAGCAUUUAAGAAGCGAUCGCUGCUAUUAUAUUGGGCAUUAAUUUCCUGUGAAAUACUUUCUUGCGUCUUGUCUAUUAGCGCGUGAUCUGGGAUAUGGAGGACAUAGAACGUUUUAUAAAAGUUGUGCAACAGAAAAGGCUCGCUAGUCAACGCGAAUUGGAGCGUCUCGACACAGAAUCUGACGAACACAAGGAGAUGAUGAAGGAAUUGCGAGAUUUGAGAAGGAAGAGGGAACAAUGCAAGGAGAACAUCACAAAACAUCUUAAUACUAUUACGUCGCACAAGCAUUCUAUACACAAGAUUGUACAUUCUACGCAGCACUCCAUCUCAGGCUUGCCUGUGCCACACAAUUAUGCACAGGACAUGACUACUAUGUUCGUUGAUGCAAUCAAAUUCUUGAAUAAUGUAGGAGAUAUUCACAAAACACUGACUAACGUCAAGGAAAAUAAUGUGGAACCUUCGAAGUUGAUUCAAGCUGUGACAACAUGUACAGAAACUGUAGAGAACAAGUUGUAUCAAACAAAACGUAGUAUUGCACAGCUGGAAACAUUGAAGGAAAAUAUAGCAGUGCUCCAACAACAUAUCUUGAACAACAGCAAUAACACUGAAGAUGGGAGUAUAAAUUUAACUAUCAAUGGCGAGUCAACAGAUAGUGGGUCAACUAUCACAUAAUAAAUAUAUCAACAUUUAUUGUCUGUUAUUUAGAAUAUAUAAAAUAUCAAGCACAGACAGUUUUUAUACAAAAAGUAUAUAAUAUGUAUUUGUUGAAUAUUGUAUCAAAAUUUUAUAGCAGUCAUGUAUAUUGAAUGUUAUCCAACUGAUCAUCUAGAUUCAACUUCAACAUUACUAAUUGAGGGUCAACAACUUCCUGAAAAAUAGGUUUAUGUAUAUAGAUUUAUAAAUGUGCAUAUAUAUUUUUUAUAAAGUAUUAAUUUAUAAAAUAAUUUAAAAUAAAUAACAUUAUACAUAA
Monomorium pharaonis (pharaoh ant) is the source of this 1074-nucleotide messenger RNA. RefSeq lists its product as uncharacterized. The record is from RefSeq and is a predicted model, not a curated record. The transcript is spliced from 5 exons. The coding region runs from base 198 to 776 and encodes 192 amino acids. Lineage: Eukaryota; Metazoa; Arthropoda; Insecta; Hymenoptera; Formicidae.